CAAGUUCAUCAUGUUCUGUGCAAGUAAAGUAUCUUUUGCUCUGUUCUUUGUUUUGAAAAUAGAACGUUGCAGUUGGUUGUUUGUACUGAAUGCAUGCUUUCCAUUUUAGUCUCUGGAGAGGCACCUGAAGAGCCUGUUGUCUCGCUCAAGUCUGGCAAUGUUUUUGAAAAGAGACUAAUCCACAAGUACAUUGCCGAUCAUGGCAAAGAUCCUAUUACAAACGAGGAAAUGACAACCGAAGAUUUGAUUGAAGUCAAAACCAGCCCUGCCACCGUUAAACCUCGUCCACCCAAAUUAUCGUCGGUUCCAUCGCUUUUGUCGACUUUGCAAAAUGAAUGGGAUAGUGUGAUGCUCGAAUCGUUCACCUUGAAGCAGGAAUAUCAACAAGUCCGACAAGAACUUUCGCAUGCCCUUUACCAAAACGAUGCCGCCGCUCGAGUUAUUGCGCGUCUCAAGAAGGAGCGUGACACGGCACGAGAUGCUCUCGCUAAUGUUCAAGCUCAUUUGGGCACAGCGGCACCUGCUGCUGCCGCACCUGCUGAAACUGAACAAACCAUGGAAGUCGACGCCGGUGGCUUACCUGAAGAGGUACUUGCCAAAAUUACAGAAACAGGCGAAGCACUUUCGCAAGGUCGUCGCAAGAGAAAACCACCGGCGGAGCACACAUCGGCCGAUACUGUCAAGACAUUUGUUCAGACAAGCACCAUUCCUUCCAUGCAUUCAUCUCGUACACCUGGUAUCACGGCCGUCGAUGUUGACAAGACAGGCAAGCUGAUCUUGACGGGUGGUAACGAUAAGCAUGUGCAAGUGUAUGACAAGGAAGAAGACAAGGUGGUGGCCAACCUGACGGGACAUACCAAGAAGAUUACCUCUGUUAAAUUCAGAGGCCAGGACACAGAAAACGACAUCAUUCUCAGUGCCAGUGCUGAUAAGCAUGUCCGUGUCUGGGCGGCGGGCGGUGCCAAGGGUUACCAUAUGGCCCACAAUAUCACAUCACACAAGGGUGAAGUCACCGGUCUUGCCGUUCAUCCUAGCAAGGAUUACUUUGUCAGUGCUAGUUUGGAAACCAAAUGGGCUUUGCAUGACUUUGAAACUGGCAAAUCCAUUGUUGAAGCUUACGACCCCGACUCACAAAGCGGUUAUACUACGGUUGAAUUCCAUCCUGACGGUAAUAUUUUGGGUACCGGUACGGGUGAUUCCGUGAUUCGUAUUUGGGAUGUCAAAUCGCAGCGUGUGGCUGCCAGCUUUGGUGAUCAUACCGGCAAAAUCAAUGCACUGACUUUCUCCGAGAAUGGUUACAUUCUUGCUACGGCUUCGGAAGACAACUUGAUCAAGAUUUGGGAUCUUCGUAAACUCAGCAACACAAAGACAUUCACUCUUGAUGAAGGUUAUAAGGUCCAUUCGCUCGCAUUUGAUGAGUACGGACAGUACCUUGCCAUUGGUGGUACCGAUGUUACAAUCUUGAAAGCCAAGGAUGGUUCCCCCUUGGCUUCGUUCUCGGAUAAUGCCGCUGAAAUCACCGGAUUGAAAUGGGGUCCUCUCGCAAACAAUCUGUUGGCCGCUGGUAUGGACCGAACAGUACGAUACUACGGAGCACCGUAAACACGGAAAAAGAAAAAGAAAAUCCAAGGCACAAGUGUCGCGCCCAUUUUGAAAUAUGUAUCCUCAUAAACUAGCUGUCAGAGAUGGGUUGUCUCUCAUCCGGGGUGAAAAAAAAAAAAAAUUCGAUUAAAUGAUCGCAAAAAAGAAAGAGAUCAAUUUGGCAUUCUGUAAUAAAUCACAAA
Messenger RNA from Radiomyces spectabilis, 1784 nucleotides. Its product is annotated as WD40-repeat-containing domain protein. Bases 94 to 1602 code for a protein of 502 amino acids. The record is from RefSeq and is a predicted model, not a curated record. Gene Ontology annotation, cellular component: cytoplasm; Prp19 complex; U2-type catalytic step 1 spliceosome. The transcript has 6 exons. Gene Ontology annotation, biological process: mRNA splicing, via spliceosome; protein ubiquitination; DNA repair. Gene Ontology annotation, molecular function: protein binding; ubiquitin protein ligase activity. NCBI's taxonomy places the organism in Eukaryota, Fungi, Mucoromycota, Mucoromycetes, Mucorales, Radiomycetaceae.